Messenger RNA from Lodderomyces elongisporus, 888 nucleotides. RefSeq names its product Glycerol 2-dehydrogenase (NADP(+)). The transcript has a single exon. Gene Ontology annotation, molecular function: aldose reductase (NADPH) activity. The record is from RefSeq and is a predicted model, not a curated record. Gene Ontology annotation, cellular component: cytosol. The coding region runs from base 1 to 888 and encodes 295 amino acids. Lineage: Eukaryota; Fungi; Ascomycota; Pichiomycetes; Serinales; Debaryomycetaceae.
AUGCCAGCUCAAUUGACUUUAAACACUUCAGAAAUCGCUUUAAACACCGGGGCAAAGAUUCCACAAGUUGGUUUGGGAACAUGGCAAGCCACCGAAGAAGACGCUGCAUACAAGGCAGUCUUGGCAGCCUUGAACAAUGGCUACAAGCACAUUGACACUGCAGCCAUCUACAAGAAUGAAGAACAAGUUGGAAAGGCAAUUGCUGAAGCAAAACUUCCAAGACAAGAAUUGUUUGUCACCACCAAGUUGUGGAAUGCUGACCACAAGCGCGUUGAAGAGGCAUUGGACGAAUCAUUGAAGAAGUUGGGUCUCGACUAUGUAGACUUGUACUUGAUUCACUGGCCAGUAUCCAAGAACCCAGAAACUGAAGAGCCAUACACCGACCACGAUUUCGUUGACACUUGGAAAACAUUGCAAAAAAUCUACAAGGAAGGCAAGAAGGUCAAGGCCAUUGGUGUUUCAAACUUUACCGUCAAGAAAUUGGAAAAGUUGUUAAACUCUGAGGGCGUUGAUGUCGUUCCCGCAGUCAACCAAGUAGAGGCACACCCAUUGCUCACACAACCUGAAUUGGUUGACUACUUGAAAUCCAAAAACAUUGUUUUGGAAGCAUACUCUCCAUUGGGCUCAACCGACUCGCCACUUUUCAAGAACAAGACCAUUGUCGAGAUUGCUGAAAAGAAUGGAGUAGAGCCAGCACAAGUCUUGAUCUCAUGGGCCGUACAAAGAAACACCGUUGUGCUUCCUAAAUCCGUCACUGAGUCAAGAGUCAUCUCCAACAUCAAGACAUUCACCUUGUCAAAGGAAGACUUUGAGGCAUUGAACAACCUCUCGGAGAAAGAUGGCGUUGUUAGAACAUGUAACCCAAAGUUUAACAACUUUGAUGAUUAA